Messenger RNA from Paramuricea clavata, 2497 nucleotides. The record is from the annotation of a GenBank genome assembly. NCBI's taxonomy places the organism in Eukaryota, Metazoa, Cnidaria, Anthozoa, Malacalcyonacea, Plexauridae.
GAUUAACAAAUGAGUGUCGAUCCUAUUGACCAUCCUCUUCGACGAGAGGGAAGCGACGACGAAGAAUCUCUGGAGGAUGGAUCAGCAACUGUAAGAACACCAUCGUCGAAUGCUUCAGGUACAGAUGGACCAAGCGAAAGUCCUAACACCUCUAAGCAAGCCAACAAAGUUCUCGAUAAGAGUGAUCAAGUGAAAGAUAGCCUGCAUGAAAUGCAACAAGGAAAGAAUGGUGAAACUGGAGUAUUGCAGAAACAUGAAAUUGAAGAUCAAAAUGUCCGACAGCCUGCGACUCUGUUAGUGAAGAGUGGUGGAAGUGAGACGCAAUCAGUAAAAAGUCGCCAGACUGAAGCUCAGCAAAGAAAAGAUGGUCAGAGCGCAGUGCAGCAAGGAAUAAGAAGCCACGAGCCGGCAAAGAAUAACCAGACUGAGCAAGUUCAGGGACGUAAUGUUUGUCCAAAGCCAGAAACAAGUACAUCACAAACAAUUUCUGAUGUGACCAGUGGAAAAUAUAAUCCAUCACCUUCAUACAACGUACGAUCAACACCAAAUGUUCCUCACUCGACCUUGGUAAGAUUGUUUACUUUAAUAAUUCUUACACAAUUGGAAGUUUUUCUAUCGCUGUAGAUUAGAAAAAGCCCUAACUUAGAUAGAUACUAGAUAUUAACAAGCUUUCGUUGGUGGGGAUACAACUAUCUGAAAAAUAUAAGGAGAAUUUCGACGUUUUGAGCAAAGGCCUUUUUUCGAAGCGCCGAAAUUCUUAUAUUAUCCCUACCAACGAAAGCUUGUUAAUAUUAUUGACACUAUCUACACUGACACAGACAGUUCAAGAUAUUAGAUACACUGUUACUGACUUACUGUAAUAGAAAACCUUACAGGUACUGUAACUGAAUUAAAUUGCGGAUCAAAAUAUUGUUUCAAGGAAAAAUGUACGCCACUUUUCUCGCAGGCAUGCGUAAUUUUGGUGCUUUCAAAAAAUUUUUACUUCACUGUUUCCGAAAAGUAUUGUCCAUGGGGAGGGGGAAGUAUGACCCCGGUGAAAAGGACCUCACCACAAAAAUCUGGCCCCUUCGUCCGGCAACGUAAAAGGCCUAUUAAGUAUCAUGGUAGAAAUUAUGAUCUUGGUUAGAGGUAUUUUUUACUAAGAGUUAUUCAUUAACCUUACCACAAUGUAAUUGUGUAAUACAGCAUGAAAACGGUUCUUACAGCUUACAUAUAACAGGUGUAGCACCAUCAUGUUGCGACCAUAUAGUCACACCCAUAUAACGUAAUUGUCAUAUUAAAUAAUGACUAUUAAAUAAAACUUUGUUAAAAGUUAGCAAUAUCGCAAGUAAUAUAUGAUUCUGUACAUUGCAUGCCAAUGGCGCCACAACAUACGCAUUUUAUAGUUACAACUGUACAUUAAACAACAACGCUAAUCGACUUGAUUAAUUGAUUGUCUUAGGAAAAGUAUCUAUAAUGUCAUAAAAAUGGCACAACUUGGGACUCUUUAUUUAUUUCAUCAAGUGAUCCAUCUUCUGAAAGACUCGCAUAUAACUUAGAGCUUUAAACGGACACCAAAACACCUUUGGCAUACAUGUUAAAAAUUUCGCCCCCCAAUAUUUCGUGAAGCGUCCGCAGUAUAAGUGGUCAUAAAAGUCAGAUUACACCUCUGAAAAUAAAAAUGUCUAGACUCUAGUGCAGCAGUGCUUUUAUUGUUUGAACAAUCAUAUUUUUAAAAGAACCCUACUUCCAGCGGACUAACUUUUUUGCUUUCUUGUUUUCGUCACGAAGGGGCAAUAGAUUGAGUGUUUGAACUAGGAUCAAAGUCUGGCCCAAUGAGUCUCUGGAAAAUAACAAUCUCUGAUUGGCUGGUAAAAAUUAUCAUAUGCUCUCUUCAUCUGUUCCUUUCUCCGCUAAAUAUUCUUGUCUUGUAACCAUAUUGUUGUCUUAGUUUGUAAUUAUAAUUUUUGUAUAGUAUAUUUAUGAUCUGAAGAAGUCAUAUAUUAAAUUGUAAACAAACGAAUUAAUAUGUAAACUAAAUGAAACCGUUGGACGUUGUGUUGUGAUGGAUUGUUUGUUAUAUGGUGUUAUUGCCAAGAUUGGUUGUGUUACUUAUGUAUUAUACUGGGUGUGUUUUCUAUCAAUUACAAAGGAAGGAAGGGAAUAAGUGGAAAAGCCAGCCGCCGUGUGAACAAUACAGCGGGUGUAUAAAAACGUUCACAUUUGGAAAAUGGCCACUAAACUGAAAAUUUCAUACAGUUGUCGAAGAAUUUAUAUGAAAUAUUUCCCUAAUACUGAAACUAAUCCAAAUAUUUAACUUUUUAACUUGCAGAAACGUGGAAGCCACGAGACUCCGCCAGCAAAGAAAAACCAGACUGAACAAGUUCAGGGACGUAAUGUUUAUCCAAAGUCAGAAAAAAGUACAUCACGAACAAUUUCUGAUGUUCCCAGUGGAAGAACUAAUAAUCCAUCACCUUCAUUCAACUUACAAUCAAGGCCAAAUGCUCUUCACUCGACG